CUCACAUAGCAUAGCCCUCACAGGGUCGACAGCAUCUCUCCAAAACGAACUCACAAUCCAAACACACUAAAUUCCUUUUAAACUACAGAAGAAGACAAUACUUCAGCAGAGAUGGGGCUCGGAUUGUUCUGGAACUUCCAGUCCAAGACUAGCUGCACGGUUCCACAGAGCCUGCUGCAGACAAUGUUGCUCUCCAGGAUGGCUGGCAUGAAGGAUCAGCAGUUCACUGAAGAGAAACCGCUACUGCCAGAAUCCAGAGGACAGGAAACAGAGAUGGCUACAGGACAGUGUGUCCCCGUGCUGCCCUCUGCUACACCCUGCCCCCAAGCGGCUCGCCCCCCCAAGCGCUGGCAUGCGAUGGCCCGACACUGGCUCGGCAUGACACGCCGUCGGACCAGCGGGUACAUCUCGGAAAACUGCGAGACCUUCGUUGCCCCGGGAGACUGGAAGGAACAUGACAUUGAAACCCCUUAUGGGAUGUUGCACGUGGUGAUCCGUGGGGCUCCCAAGGGCAACAAGCCAGCUAUCCUGACCUACCAUGAUGUUGGGCUCAACCACAAGUUGUGCUACAACACAUUCUUCCACAAUGAAGACAUGCAGGAGAUCACCAAGCAUUUUGUGGUAUGCCAUGUGGAUGCCCCUGGUCAACACAUUGGUGCCCCACAGAUGCCACAAGGGUACCAGUACCCCACCAUGGAUCAGCUGGCUGGGAUGCUUCCUAGUGUGGUGCAACACUUUGGCUUCAAGAGCAUUGUUGGAAUUGGAGUUGGGGCUGGUGCCUAUAUCCUUGCCAAAUUUGCGCUGAUUUUCCCUGAUCUUGUGGAGGGUCUGGUUCUUCUCAACAUUGAUCCCAAUGGAAAGGGCUGGAUCGACUGGGCCGCCACAAAAUUGUCCGGACUCACCAGUGCUUUACCAGACACUGUAUUGUCCCACCUCUUCAGUCAGGAAGAGCUAAUGAACAACACAGAGGUUGUACAGAGCUACCGUCAACAGAUCAAUAACACUGUCAACCAGUUCAACCUUCAGCUCUUCUGGAACAUGUACAACGGCCGCAGGGAUUUGGAAAUGAACCGCAGUGGCUCUGUUCUGAAUGCCAAGACCUUGAGGUGCCCGGUAAUGCUGGUGGUUGGAGAUAACGCUCCAGCUGAGGAGGGAGUGGUUGAGUGCAAUUCCAAGCUGGAUCCAACCAACACCACAUUCCUGAAGAUGGCUGAUUCAGGCGGAAUGCCUCAGAUUACACAGCCUGGAAAACUCACAGAGGCAUUCAAGUACUUCCUACAGGGGAUGGGUUACAUUGCUUAUAUAAAGGAUCGGAGAAUGAGUGAGGGGCCAGUGCCUUCAGCCAGUAUGACCCGCCUGGUUCGCUCGCGAACGGCUUCUCUGACCAGUGCCGGCUCCGUGGAUGGCUCUCGCAACCGUGCAUGCACACAUUCGGAUAGUAGCGAGGCUGUCGGGCAGGUUAGCCAAACCAUGGAAGUUUCCUGCUGAGCCUGCAUUCAUUUCCACUUCCUGCAUCACAACAUGGAAAGACGGCCUGAGAAGAAUAUAUUCCAUGUCCUUUUCUCUCAAUUUGUUUUCAGUGUUAACCCCUUUUAACCUGUAAAACAAAGACUUGAUGUCGUUCUGCCUUUUAGAACAGUGUUUGGUUCUCCCCAACUUUGUAACAUGUUUUCUUAUCACCAGGGUCCAAAAUUAACUGCCCACACCUGCCAAUGGCGAGUGAAUAAAAUUUUUUGUUUUAUCCUCUUUUAGCUGUUUUAGUACUUGCAUUUUAGUGACAAACAACGCAGGUCAUUGUGUCACUCGCAGCCUCUGGGUAAAACUGCACCAGUCACAAAUACAUGAAGAUGACGAUCAUGAUUUUGUUCCAAAUAUAUUUGUUUUGAUUGCUUAAUGUGAGGAAUAUUCACAUGGUGUGUGGGGAAAAAAAUAACAACGUUAGGCAUCCUAGAUAAACUUCUGAUGGUACAUUUUGCACUAAGGUAAAAGUCAUAAGAAGGUGCACAAAUCAGAUUAUCAUUCUUACAGUUUGACUUAUACCAAGUAUUAUUGCUGGAAACUUUUUAUUUAAUUGGCAAAGCCAGUUAUUACUCACAUUUGGCACUUGGUGAGUGUUAAUUUUGGACCCUUCCUUUUCGUGUCAGUACAGUAUAUCUGCACCCUUCUUUUGCUGCCUCUGGCCUUCACCUCCUCCUAAGACAAAACUACAAGUCCCAUCAGCCCCUGCUCUCACUCAUUCCUGUCCUUUGACAGUCUUUGUGUGUGUGUAUGUGUGUGUGUGUGUGUGUGUGUGUGUGGA
Messenger RNA from Xyrauchen texanus (razorback sucker), 2299 nucleotides. RefSeq names its product protein NDRG4-like. NCBI's taxonomy places the organism in Eukaryota, Metazoa, Chordata, Actinopteri, Cypriniformes, Catostomidae. Gene Ontology annotation, cellular component: cytoplasm. Gene Ontology annotation, biological process: positive regulation of ERK1 and ERK2 cascade; brain development; signal transduction. The record is from RefSeq and is a predicted model, not a curated record. Bases 112 to 1488 code for a protein of 458 amino acids. The transcript is spliced from 18 exons.